GGCUAAUCCAAAAUGGCGGUUCAACACCGCAGGUAUUCCUUGACUGAUUUGAGGUCGAAACCGAACGAAAAAAUACAGCGACGGCGGCGAAGACAAUCCAUAAAGAUCCAGAGAAACAUUGAUGAUGACGUGCUUAUGGCUUCAGCAAUUGGGGACGUGACAUGGCUACAACAAAGCCUGUACGAUACGCGAAAGGCUUAUUCAGUUUCCAAAGAACAUGUAAGUGUUGAUUACAAGUUCUCGAAGGCCUGUUCCUUCUCUGUAUGGCAUUUCCACUAGACUAGCUAGAAAAUUGACUUAAACUGCUUAUCAAUAUAGUAUAUCAUAAAGGAAAGGGAUGGAGACUAGACAGUCGUGUAUGCAUAAAUACGUAUGAAAGUUGCGGGUUCGCCGGCUAAAGUUGCAUUAAGGAACGUCAUUCGUUACAGGAGUCGCGUGUGGUGUGUACCAUUUUAGUUGUUGUAACUUACAAAGAAAGUAUUUUCUGGAAGCGGUAGCGUUUUGUUAAGAAUGUUUACUCAUGCCCCCGGCUUAUGCAUUAGUCACCCGGAUAGUUUCCCGGUCUCCAGUACGGGUCACCAAAUAUCACGGAUAAAAUUUACAAUGUGAGCUUUUCUGUGCUAUAGUUUGGAACUUAGGACAUUUGGUAUGAUUUCUUCUUGACAAAUCCACAACAGUUUUUCAACUUGUCUUUACUCUUCUGAACCAUAGACAUGAUGUCAAAAUGUUCAAAACUCAAGUGGACCCAUGAGUCACAAGCAAGCUGUUUUGUAAAUCGUUGAAUAUUUUGACUUUGUUCCCAUGGUUGUUAAAAGUAUAGACCUUGAAAAAUGUAUGCAAUUUGUUUCCUUCAAUAAGCUUGACAGUUUUGGAUGCCCAUUUCUGUUGAAGUUUCUUAGAAAAUUACACGCAUAAAUUAAGGGAAGGGAAAAACAAUUAUUGUACCACAAUGAGGUCAUUUUCAAGGUCUAUACUAUACCUGCCAACUUUUUCUGAGUCAAAUGCGUGAGAUUUCUGUUAAAAACCUCCUGGUGACUUAUGCAGAUUUCCGACAAUUUUCCGAAAGACUUCCGAAUGUUGCUGAAAAUACCUGAAAAUGUUCCGACAAACUUUGAGCACUUCCGAAGCUUAAAUAAAGGUGACAUUUUUGGUGUGUUGUGAUACAUUUGGGACCUAUUAAGUCAACAUAAUGCACCUUUGUUGGAAAAUUUUUGUGGAAACUGAAUCAAAUUUUCACUAUUAAUCAUGUAUUUCAGAAAUAAUUAUUUAAUUUAUGUUUUUUGAUUCUCUUGUAUUCUAAAAUUAAGGGUCUUGCCCCAGUGCACCUUGCAGCCCAGAAUGGCCAGCUGGAGUGCCUUAAAGUAAUGAUCGAGAAAUAUAAAGUAGAUGUAAAUCAUCAGAGUGCAUCUGGAUGGACACCCCUUCAUCUAGCAAUCAACAAGGUGACAAAAAAGAGGGGACUAAGAUGUGUCCGAUACCUCCUGGAAAAAGGCGCAGAUCCUUCCGUGUAAGCUUUAUGUUGUAUACUCGAAAAUAAGUACCGUAAUAAGUAUGUUGUGAUCCGGGUUGGGGGGGGGGGGUACUCAACAAAAUUUAUGUUUAUAUGGGGAGCAGGGAGGUCCCACCCCGAGAUCCAACCCCUUCCCUUUUAUGAACCAUUUUUCAUGAAAAUUAAAGGUACCCCUUUUGUAAAUCUUUUAUUGACAAAUGGUACCCCUUUCACAUACCUUGUUUAGAACUUUGCAUCCCUUGUAACUGCUGUAAAUGCACUGUCUUUUACAUGGGAAUCAAUCACAAAAAUAAAACAUUUUUUUGACUUUUUAAAGCCAUAAUAUUCAUCUGUUAGCUCUUUUGGGCCCUUUUACAGACCAUGACAGAUUUCCCUACCCUUUUAUACAGCUAUUUCGAGAAAGGUUGUCAGAAAAAGUGCACGUGACAAUCCUGAAAGGCAUUGUGGGUGGUUUUAAGUUCACUGUUCUUUAAAGAAAUUUGAAAGAAUUGGUACAAAAGGCCGUGGAAAUGUGUUUGCUAGUGCUACAGGAAAGCAACAAAAGUAGGUUCGACAUCGUCAGAAACAGUGUAUUGAUCAUAUCCCAUACUACCUUUCGGGAAUGUUGCGUGCACAUUUUUCCAUCAACCUUUCUCGAGAUCUAAUUCUCGAAAUAGCUGUAUACUUCAAAAAGGGGGAAAUCCCUACCCCUUCAUAUGACUGAAGGUAACCCCCUUUCAGGCGGAGCUUCCCUGUAUAGGCUAUCAUGGGGAGUAACCCUCCCCCCCCGGGUUCUGACUAACUCCAUGCAGCACAAAAGGGUGUUACAUUGUACUUUAACAUUCACCUCUCACCUUUUAGCCACAUGGCAUGGUAUGGUAUGGUAACUUUAUUUAUACACGGUAUUUCCCUCAGGUACAUUUACAUGCAAGUAUAGAAAACUAACUACCUAACUAAACUAGAAUCUAAGAUAGAAACUAAAAUAAUAAAGAUGAAAAGAAAACAGCCGCUUUUCAAGGAGGCCAUGUGUAAAAGUCUAAGGUGUUAAAGGUCACUUUAUUGCCUUUGAUGUAUUGUGAAAGGUGAUAGAGACUGUCUUUGCCUUAUGUCAUUAACUAAAAAUGAUACAACUUUGCUUGGGCAUCAGGUGGACCAAAUGUCACCCAGACCAAUUGUCACCUUGAUGAACAUCAUUAGUAUUGCAUCUUUAAAACGCAUUAUGAAGACUUCCGCUAGCAUGUACCUUGCUUCACUUUCUUUACAAUGUACAUGCUCCAGUUCAUAUUUGAUUCACCUUUGAGGCAAAUCAAAGGUUAUUAUAUCAAUGGCAGUUUUUUCAUCUUGUUCAUAAUGGAAGGGGCUCAUAUGGGCCUUUGGAAACUGUAAGAAUAAAGGUAUUUAAAAAACGUUCACUUUAGUAGAAUUAGGUCACUGAAGUUGUAGAAAGUGGAAACUUCUAAUUUAAGGGAACAUCCUUUUACUCUAAACUUACCUGUAACUGAAGAAGGUACAGUUUGUGCCACAAAUUAUUUGCAGUCAAAGUGCAGGUAAAAGAAAUUUUUUGCUUAAUUUUACUAGCCUAGAGAAAAUUUGACUCUUAACUGUAAAGCUACCUCUCCCCAUUUUUGGACAAGGUCUCAAAUUGGCUCCAUCUACAGUAUAUACAGUCAGGGGCACCCAACGUCAACGUUUGGAAAAUAUCGGUUUGGAAGACGAAUUGAGAUCUAGAAUUUUCGGAACGUUUAUUGUAAAAUUUCUUGCUUGCCUGCCUCUCCUAGGAUUUUCAAACAUCUAAAAAAUGGCAUAAUUACCCUUUUUUAACGGAUUUUUACCCUUGAAAGGUCGCCUAGAAUGUUCGGGAGCCUUUUUUCUGGCUGAAAUUUUCGAAAAGGUAAGUUUUGAUCCCUAUAAUUUUCGGAUCACUAGACUUUCAGCUAGGAAAUCCUAAUAGAUGAAAAAUUUUUAGGGGAUAAAAAUAUGCUCAUAUCUACCGUUUAACUACUAAAAUACGUUUAACAAUGCUAUGUUUAAGGUCUCGGUAAAUGAAAAUUUUAGUACAUUGCUCGAUUUUGUUUUUUUUUUAUUUUUGGCGUGAGUGGGUCCUAAAUUUUAUUUUCGCAGAAAAAGAAAAUCAGAAAGUGCUUUUUAACCCUUCUAAAACGAGCCUUUUCUGAGCUAACUAGCCAAGCGUGGACCUCGCGCUAAAUCUUUAGAGCUGAUUUUCUCUCACUCUAUUUUAGACGCAAAAAUCAAAAUUCUCCGACCUCCAGUCGGGACAGGUUUUAAGCUAUCGCUUUGAAACUUUCAGAUAUGAUGGAUAAUGAUAUAGACUCAAAAAGGGUGUGAGGAAUUUUCCGAUUUCCCUUUGUAACUCAUUUUAUGUCAGUUUCUUUUCGUAAAUCGCGCUCGAGAUUCGACUUUUUAGUUUGAAAUGCAAUAAUUCCGCUAAUACGAGACAAAUGCAAAUUUCCUCACACCCUUUUUUAGGUCUUUUAUCUGUCAAUCAGAUGCAAUAAAAAGGAAGUGAAUAUUUAACAACGCGAAAGGGCUGGAACUUCAGCAGUAAACUCGAUACCUCUGAGUUCGAGAGCAAAAAACUUAAGCGCCUUUUAAAAUUCGAUGAAAUAAAAUCUUUUACAAGGUAAUUUUGUCUUUUAGCUUUAAUUUGAUAUAUAACUUGUCUUUGUAGCGAAAAUACUCGCGCGACUAGAUUUUUUUUUCUGUGGGCACCUCGUUUUCCUUUACCGAGACCUUAAGUGGUUUUAAGCUAUAUUCUCGUUGGGUGCCCCUGAUACAGUGUACAUGUAUUGUAGCUGUCUCUUUGUUGUCCCCCUGGAGAGGAUACUCUGUGAUUGACAAGUAUAAAAGAGAUAGGUGCAUGCCAGGAAGGUUCUAGAACCCUGACACCCCAUUUAAAAGAAAAAGAAUUGAAAGUACAUGUAGCACUUUUUAAAGGCCCAGGGUAAAAUCGAUUUUCUAAAGAACAAAGUUUGCUCGAGAUAGAUCUGUGCAUGCUUAUUCAUAAACGAAAAGAAUUCUACUAACUGUAAACGUAGUUUAACCGUUUUGCACAAAGUAGUAUUAAUACAGUGUAACAUGGUAGUUUUUGUUGAGGGGUUUAAAGUAGAGUACAUGUAGGUCCUGUACCUUUACGAACCUUAUUAAAGGACUACAACACCCUUUUUAUGGAGCACGCUGAUUGUGCUCCACUUACCCAAUAAUUCAAAUAAUCGAGUUUGCCCCAUCUCUCACCCCAAGGAUUGUUUGUUUUUCUAGCCUGCGGUGGCAGACGUUCAAAGAGGGGAGGGGAAUUCAGGUUUGUGAGAAGGCGGGGAAAAACCACUCGUCGCGCACCCUCGCGCUCCUCGCGCACCCUUCGCACUCUUCGCGCGCCCAUCGCGCGCUGAAAUUUUCCUCCCGCUUCCUCUUUUAAAGCCUGUCUCGCAGGCUAUUUUUGUCAAGAAGUUAAUACUCUUGCUUAUUUAUAGGCCAACACAUGCAAGGAUAACUCCGGUUCACCAAGCGGCAAGCGAGGGGCACGUAAAAUGUCUCCAAGAACUCAUUAAAAGCGGUGCCGCGAUCGACACAGUGGACGGUAAUGGACACACGCCCCUGUCAAUAGCGCGUGUGUGGGGACACAGAGAGUGUGCGCGGAUAUUAGCCAAUCAACAGUGGUACUUAGACAAACAGAAGGAACUGACUGAAAGACUCCAGAAAGAGCAGGAAAGUAAGCAACUCGAGCAAGAAAUACACAAACUUAGCCUCAUCAGAAUGGCUGAAGGAAAACACGAAAGUCAGCUGGCUUUUAAGCGGUGGAUGGCAGAGAAACAUUUCCCUGAUAUACCCACAAUGUACGGACCCGUCCCCUCUGAGGAAAGAGAAGCGGCUAAAGAAAUACGCGCUUCGCAGUCGCUUCGCCCCACCCCUACCCCUGUAGUAGCCGAGUCGUCUUUUGUGGUUCGUUCAAACACAGAGUAUGAGUCUUUUGAUGGGGUACCUGCAUUUGCUUCACGGAGAUCAACUGAGUACUACGAUCAUGACUCUGAUAAAAAGCUCGAGUUGAUUCCUCUAGAGAGAAUAUCUGCUUCUAAGAGACGAAAAGGGCAAAGGACAGAAGGCUUACGGCCAAAUAGAUCUCGAAUUAAGAAAAAUCCCUCGCCUAUUUCUAGAUAA
Molecule: messenger RNA, 5662 nt
Organism: Porites lobata
Lineage: Eukaryota; Metazoa; Cnidaria; Anthozoa; Scleractinia; Poritidae
Source: the annotation of a GenBank genome assembly